Molecule: messenger RNA, 4531 nt
Organism: Gryllus bimaculatus (two-spotted cricket)
Lineage: Eukaryota; Metazoa; Arthropoda; Insecta; Orthoptera; Gryllidae
Source: the annotation of a GenBank genome assembly
ACUGACGCAAAAGUUUCUUUUGAUAAUGGGCUUUGAUUGAGUGACAAGCUUUAAGGUGUCAAUGCCAUGACAUUUAAGUGAUCGAGUACUUAGGUUGCGUAAUUUUUGAUAAAACUGAUUAAACAAUAUAAUUCGCAGAAUUGCUUGUUUGGCUUUGCGUACGGGUUUACGAGGUUUUCAUUCGUUAGUUUGGUUUUCUUUCAUCAACUUGCGUUAAUCCAAAUCGGUUCCAGGUAGUCAACCUAGUCAAUUGCAGGUCGAUGUGCUAAACAUAUUAAUAAUGAAAACAUAAUUUCGAAAACAAAUGGUUCGAUAUAUAUCGAUUAAGAAUUUGAGGAUUUUCGCCUGGAAAUGGCGAACAUAAUUUGCAAUUAUUUUUCUGAUAUUGAAGAAAAUCAUUGACAUUUUGCGGAGUAGUCGCCAUUUUCCAUAGGUGGAAGGCUCAGAAGCAUCACUUCUUUUUGUGAAUAAAAGCUGAGUUAUUUCGUAUUGUAAAUGCGAGAUUCUUAGCAGAUCUAUGCGCCGUUAAAUAACGAAAGUUUUUAUAACGUGAGUUAUGUGACGGAAGUGAUUCUAGUGAAAAUUCCUAUUGGAGUGCGUGUGGUAGUAAGAUGUUCGAUUAGCAUUUUCCAAAUUUUCUAAGGCCUAUCUGCUCCGCAGAGGUGUUUCUUGAAAUUGACGUGUGGGUGAUUAUAGGCCUAGCCUGAUUCAGUUUUCAAAAAGGUGCUUAUCACAAAGUACCCAAAAGUAUUAAUAUUUUAGUAAUUGUACUGAAGUGUGUAGCAACCAAAAAUGAGCCGGGCUGAAGCGGGAAGAAUUACUGUUCCCGAUGAAUUGCGGGACAUUCUGCUAGAAUUUACAAUCAGCUAUUUACUUGAGCAGCCCGGAGAUGUAGUAGAGUACGCAGUUGAAUUUUUUACCAAACUGCGCGAAAGUAGAGCAACAGCCAUGGUUAGAUUGGACGAAGAACAGGCGGUGUCACCAGAUGAAUCUGUAUUAUCAAUGGAAGAAGAACCUCCAGUCGGUCGAUUUAAUGUAAGACGAAAAUCAGUAUUUGCUGAAGCAUACAACCCUGAAGAGGAUGAUGAUGAUGUAGAAAAGAUUGUGUAUCCUAAAUCUGAUGUGCAGCGGCAACGCUUGGCAGAAAGUGUGAAGCAUAUCUUCCUUUUCCGUUCUCUAGAGAAGGAGCAAAUGAAUGAGGUUCUGGAUGCAAUGUUUGAAAGGGUUGUAGAACCUGGAGAUUAUAUCAUCAAACAAGGUGAUGAUGGUGAUAAUUUUUAUAUCAUUGAGAGUGGUAUUUUUAAAGCUUAUGUAGCUGAUGGACCAAACCAGAAGCAUAUUCACACGUAUGAGAAUUCAGGAAGUUUUGGAGAACUUGCUCUUUUGUAUAACAUGCCAAGAGCUGCCACGAUAAUAGCUACUACUGCAGGUUCUUUAUGGGCCAUGGACAGAACCACAUUUCGACGUAUAUUACUGAAGAGUGCUUUUAAGAAGAGAAAGAUGUAUGAACAGCUCAUUGAAAAAGUUCCAAUGCUGAAAACUCUGCAGCCCUAUGAACGGAUGAACUUGGCAGAUGCAUUGGUACCACGUAGAUACAGUGAUGGAGAGGUUAUAAUUCAACAAGGAGAUGUUGCUGAUGGAAUGUAUUUUAUUGAAGAAGGAGUAAUUCGAAUCACAAUAGUGGGGGAUAAUGGUCAAGAGGUUGAGAUAAAUCGCUGCACUACUGGUGGAUAUUUUGGAGAAUUAGCACUAGUGACACACAAACCAAGAGCUGCCACUGCUUAUGCAGUGGGAGAUGUUAAGCUGGCAUUUUUAGAUGUGGAAGCAUUUGAACGGCUUUUGGGCCCUUGCAUGGACAUUAUGAAGAGGAACAUUGAUGAUUAUGAAGAUCAGUUGGUCCGAAUUUUUGGAUCCAAGUCAGCCGUUAGUGAUAUUCGAUGAAAAAGUUUCAUCUCUACUCAUAGUCCUUCUAAAUGUACCUAUUUUCAUACUGUGUUGAAUCCCUUAUUAAUUAAUAAUUAUUUAUUUAAAACAGUGGCAUGUUUUGGUCUAAAUUUUAUGAAUAAUGCAUCCAGGAGGAUAGGAAGAAAGCACAAUGUAUUAUUGUCAUUAUAGGUGCCAACAAAUUCGCAAAGACUGGGUAGAUGCUAAAACACAACGCACAUUGGGUUGUGAAUAUCCUAUGAUUUUUUGCAGAUUUUUGUCAAUUUUCUUACUCACUGCCUUAAGCACUCAGUAUUUGUCCUAAUUAAAAAUACUUAUGGAACAAAAUUUUGUGCUUCACCAUGCACUUUGCCUUCAUGAUGUUAUUUUUUACAAAGAGUUGGUUUUGAUUAGUACUGAACAUUUUUAGGCUGGGAGAAAUUACUUGUGGAAAGUUGGUACUACAUAAAUAACAAAUCUCUCAGAGAUUUGUGUGAUUCACAAAAAACUUUAGAUCGUGAAUUGCAGUACAAUCAGAUUAUUGCAUACACACAGUAAAUGCAUUAAUGAAUUGCAUAUAGUAGGUGAGAAGAACAGUUGAUAGGUAAAAGUUUGUGACUGUUGAUUUUCUGUAUUAUCUUUUAAACAUACAUGUUUUAAAGUUUUUGUUGUUGCUGGAAUAGUUUAUUCCAGUCUCAUUUUCUCAUCUGUUUGCACAAUUGGCUCUUGCCCAUUUUGUGUUAAUAUAUUAUACAUUUAUAUACCCGAUGUAGAAGUGUUAACUUACUGAAUCAUUGUAAAUGAGAGGUUGCCUGUACAUACAUUUGUUAUUGUUGUAGAAUAGGUUUUUCUUUCUUUUUUAUUUUAUUUUUUAAAUUUUCUUUGCCAUUUUCGAAUCUCAUUUUUUUCCCCAAAGUAAAUUUUAAGUAAUUCAUUUGUGCCAAUAUUUAACACAUGGUGGUUUGGACAAGCAGAAUGAUCAUGGAAAUGUCUUUAUUGAAGUUUUAUUGUUGAAGGAAAUUCAAAGACCUAGUGUUUUGUACAUGCUUAGUAAUUUUGACAUUUGUGAGAAUGUUGUUUGGAAUCCGUAAGCAGUCUUUUGAUAACCAUGCUUGAUUCGAAUGUAUGAAAUGUGUGAUGAGAUCUGUUAAUGCUGUAUUAAUAUAAGAUUUUGUGAAAUAUUGUGCAAGCUGAACAGAAAGUGGGAAAAUUGUUUUAUUCUUAAUGUGUUUUCAAAAUCAAUAUUGUAAUUGGGAAUGUUAAGUUUGGAAAGUUUAUUUAAAUGACCACCUUGGUUGCAGAGUGCUUUUUUAUAUUUAUAUAGACAUAUUUAUAUAGGCCAAUUGUAUUUAUUUCUCUUGGUUGAAAUAUUUUUGCUUGAUUGCCAUUUGAGUAUGUACAAAAUGUGGAUGUUGGUACCUUCCAUGCCAAGUCCUGAGUGUUUUCUGUACAUUAAUUGCAGGUUAUGUAUCAGUUAAACAUUUCAAUUGGUUUGAAAGUUGACACAUUCCGCCUUAUUUUGUGACUUCAUGUGAUCCUACUUGGUUUAAAUAUGCCUUAGAUUGCAGGAUUAUGUGCUGUUUUUGUUGAACAGAUUUUAGUACAAAGUAGUGAUAUUUAAAUUAGGUGUGGAGGAGAUUGUCCUGAUGAAAUACUGUAGUGCAAUAAUUUGAAUAUUCAGCUUUUGCUAGUCAGCAUGGAAAUGAAAUGGAAAACAUUUAUUGCAGAAAAGAAUACCUCUAUUUUUUUAUUUUCCUUAAUUAUCCCUGCUCCUAUGAAUUUAUGUUGUAUUUGUGGCCACUGCAAGAAUGAACGGUCAACUAAUUUGGCCCUAUACCUGAAAUAUUAAUCUUUUAAGAAUUAAUUCCCAUUAAUAGAAUAAUUAUUGAGAUAUAUUCAAACAUUAUGGAAAAUUCAGUUGAUUUUUUUUUUUUGUAAUGAUUCACAUUUGGACUUCAACUGUAAGCUCAAUGUUGGGAAGAUUCUUUAUUAUAUCAAAUUGAAUGUACUGGCUAGUUGAUGUAGUAAUACAGGGUGUAAAUUAACUUUGUAAACUCUUCGGUUAAUUCGCUGUGGACAGUUCAUCAACAAAAUUAUUAUUUUCUCUACUUUUUUAAGAAAAUGAUUGUUUUCUCUUUUUUUAUUCGUUCUUUAUAUUUAAAUCUAUUUAAGAACAUCUUACAACAUUGUUUCCUUCUAAUGCUCUUCUAGAGUCUUGUGAGGUUUUAAUUCUCUAAUGCAAUAUUUCUGUAUAUUUUUAUUGAGCUGCCCUCACUACAAAUACUUUUGAUGUUAGGGAUAGAAGUUUUUCGGUGCAGAAAUUUAUGGUUUAGUUGUGAAUAGGUAAUAAGGAAUUGCCUUCUCGUGGUGUAUCUCACCAUUUUCAACAUCGUUGGUUUUCCUCAUUGAAAUUAAUACAUGGGGGAGGAGGGGAAAAGAAAUUAACAUGUAACAAUAUCAUCAACCAUAUUUGUUCUGUGAUAUGUCAAUUUUAGUUUCGGAUUUUGUACAGCCAUAUCCCUGUGUAACAUUUGUUCUUUCUUAUAGCAGCUUAUUAGGCCAAUGGUUCAUCACUUAUUAAAAUUUUCUUUUGAUGUGUAUUUGAACU